UGAUUGUAGAUACCCGGCGCCUUCCUCUUCCCAUCGCGGCGGAUCCUUGCUACUGGUGCCUCCCUCCUACAUCCUCCUCUGCUCCAGCUGGCCACGGGCUCUCCUGCCGCCGCCUUGCUGCUUCUCAAAGCUGCUGCUGUCCCUCAGGCCAAGAGGUUUUUAAAAUGGAACAUUUUGAUGCAUCACUCAGUACCUAUUUCAAGGCCUUGCUGGGCCCCCGAGAUACCAGAGUAAAAGGAUGGUUUCUUCUGGACAAUUACAUACCUACUUUUGUCUGCUCUGUCAUUUAUUUACUAAUUGUAUGGUUGGGACCAAAAUAUAUGAAGAAUAAACAGCCAUUCUCUUGCCGGGGAAUUUUAGUGGUGUAUAACCUUGGGCUCACGUUGCUGUCUCUCUAUAUGUUCUGUGAGUUGGUGACAGGUGUGUGGCAAGGCAGCUACAACUUCUUUUGUCAGGGCACACGCAGUGCGGGAGAAUCAGACAUGAAGAUCAUCCGCGUUCUUUGGUGGUAUUACUUCUCUAAACUCAUAGAAUUCAUGGACACAUUUUUCUUCAUCCUGCGUAAGAACAACCACCAGAUCACGGUCCUGCACGUCUACCACCAUGCCACCAUGUUCAACAUCUGGUGGUUUGUGAUGAACUGGGUACCAUGUGGCCACUCUUAUUUCGGUGCCACACUUAACAGCUUCAUCCAUGUCCUCAUGUACUCGUACUAUGGCUUGUCAUCUGUCCCCUCCAUGCGCCCAUACCUCUGGUGGAAGAAGUACAUCACUCAGGGACAGCUGGUUCAGUUUGUGCUGACAAUCAUUCAGACCAGCUGCGGGGUCAUCUGGCCAUGUUCGUUCCCUCUUGGUUGGUUGUAUUUCCAGAUCGCAUACAUGAUUUCCCUGAUUGCUCUUUUCACGAACUUUUACAUUGAGACUUACAACAAGAAGGGAGCCUCUCGGAGGAAAGACCACCUGAAGGACCACCAGAACGGGUCUGUGACUGCCGUGAACGGACAUACCAACAGCUUUUCUUCCCUGGAAAACAGUGUGAAGCCAAGGAAGCAACGGAAGGAUUGAAGUGGCAGAGUCGAACACCUCCAGACACGCCAUGCAAUUGUAAGCACAAUGAAUUGUGCCCGACGCUCGUUAACAGCUGCUGUAACUAGUCCGGCCUACAAUAGUGUGAUUCGUGUAGGACCUCCUUCAUCAGUUCAAAACCCCUAGAAUACGUAUACCGAUUAUACAAGUAGGCAUAAGAUUUCUCACAUUUCCGGGCUCUCGUCGACCCCCGCGCUAGACUGUGGAAAAGGGAGUGUUACCGUAGUACUCGACACUGCUGUUGCCUUAUUAGUUAUAACAUGAUAGGUGCUGAAUUGUGAUUCACAAUUUAAAACACACUGUAAUCCAAACUUUUUUUUUAAACUGUAGAUCAUGCAUGUGAUUGUAAAUGUAAAUUUGUAUAAUGUUGUUACAGUAGAGAAACACACAUGCCUUAAAAUUUAAAAAGCAGGGCCCAAAGCUUAUUAGUUUAAAUUAGGAUAUGUUUCAAGUUUGUAUUCAUUUGUUUAGAAGAAUCAAAGACCGUGAUUUAUGAAAUGAGCGUGCGACACGUAAUUUUAAGUGACUGGUUAGAUGUGAAAUCAGAAACGGCACCUUCAGUUUUAUAAUAUUGGCUUUCAAUCAAGCAGGCUCAAAUCUAGAGGAACAGUCAGUUUAACUUUUUAACAGAUCUUAUUUUUUUAUUUUGAGUGCCACUAUUAAUAAUGUAAAAAAUUUAAAAAUUUGGGGGGGCUCUAAAGGAGUCUUGAUGAAACUUAAAUAUAUAUUCUUUGUCCUCAAGAUUUUAGGAAGAGUGUAGGGUAAGUAGGCCAUUUUUAAUUUCUGAAGUGCUAAGUGUUUUUAUACAAGAAAAAAAAGUCCAUUUUGCUUUCCCCAGUGCAAGAGAGGUUGGUAUUUUUUUUAAGAGAGAUGAUUGAAUAUUUACCAUUUGACAGAGUCCCAUAGAUGAAUGAUGGGGAACUGGUUGCUAGGGUCCAAAUUUGGAUUGGUUUCUGUACUGCUAUCUGUUUUGACAGACUUCCUUUUAAAUGUGCCUAGUUUACCAAAAUUAACAAAGGAGGGGGGAGAACCUUAAAAAAAUUAAGGUAAAAUUAAACAGAUAGCUACUCAUAAGAGAACUGGGAAAUUGGAUGGAGAUAACCUGUUUAAUGUAAAUCUAAUAGCAUCUGUGAUUUUUUUUUCUACUUAGAGUUUAAAGAUUUGUUUAGAACCACUUGUUUAAAAAUGAUAGACUGCUUAUCUAAAAUCAUGUCUUAUUCACUGAGGCAGUGGUCAGACAGAUAAGGACUAUUAUAUGUGUCAUUUUAAAGUGUUGGAGUUUAGCCUCUGAGUACCUUCUCCAUUGGGAAAAAAAAUUCAUGGAACCACUCGUGACACAUCUUAGAAGGUCAUUGACAAUGUAUAAACUAAUUGUGGGUUUGAUAUUUAUGUAAAUAUCAGUUUACCAUGCUUUAAUUUUGCACAUUCAUACUAUAGGGAGCCAGUUGGUUCUCUUAUUAGUCUUGUGGGUUUUCUGUUUGGAUGGAGUCACAGCAUCUGUUUACAUUUACCUUAUCAAAUCUAGAAUGUGUAUAUUUGUAAAUGUAUGUCUUCAUUCCUAGGUACUAGUUUGCAAAUGUCUUUACAUAUUUCAAUACAGAAACUUAUAACAUUCAAUAGUGUGCUUGUCAAAGUGUGCUUAGCUCAUCUGGAUAUACCCACACUGUUAAAUAAUGUCUAAACAUUAAUCAUUAAAACAUUUUUGAUUACCAA
This is a messenger RNA of Sciurus carolinensis (gray squirrel), 2798 nucleotides long. RefSeq names its product ELOVL fatty acid elongase 5 (gene Elovl5). The transcript is spliced from 8 exons. The coding region runs from base 165 to 1064 and encodes 299 amino acids. Gene Ontology annotation, cellular component: endoplasmic reticulum; endoplasmic reticulum membrane. Gene Ontology annotation, molecular function: fatty acid elongase activity. Lineage: Eukaryota; Metazoa; Chordata; Mammalia; Rodentia; Sciuridae. The record is from RefSeq and is a predicted model, not a curated record. Gene Ontology annotation, biological process: fatty acid elongation, monounsaturated fatty acid; fatty acid elongation, saturated fatty acid; fatty acid elongation, polyunsaturated fatty acid.